GGCGGAGGAAGAUCGGCGCUGAGCGCAUCUUUAUAUAAUUGCGUUCACUGAGGUUAUUGCAAUUAUAAAACAUAAUCGGCCUGCUCGCUAGAUCCAGCCAUGGGUAACGAGGCGAGCCUGGAGGGCGGUGAAGGGGCCACUAUGGUGGGGUUAUCGGUUUCAGCACCGCCGAACCCUGGACAGCUCCUGAAGCCCGUCAAUGGCGCGGCGGCCGGCGCUGGAGCAUCCCUCGAACCCAGGGCGGGGGUGAAUAGGCUGGCUGGAGGGGGAGGCCCACCAUCAAGCCCAAAACUAGGCUAUGGAACCGGUGAUCGAGGGCCAGGUGGUGACUUUGGCAUGGGCGGCAUUCAAGCAAGUGGAAACCCUUACAAAAAGCCAGUCCAUGAUGGACCUAGACAUUCCCAGACUUCUUCUACACAUCAAUCUCAAAUUCAAGCUUCAUCAGGGGGCAUGGGACCCACCCAAAGCCCUGGACAACAUGCCUCCAGACGCAACCUCCAGGUGGACUUCAGCAGCAGUAGUGGUCGAACAGGCCGCUCACCGUCAGUGUCUCCCGAUAGAGCCAGUGCACCAACUUCACCAUACUCAGUACCCCAGAUUGCACCGAUGCCAAGCAGUAAGCUCUGUCCAGUUUGCAAUACUACAGAGUUAACAAAUUUUGAUGGGUCACCAAACUUCAACAAGUGUACACAGUGCCACACUACAGUGUGCAACCAGUGUGGCUUCAACCCCAACCCACACCUUGCAGGGGUAAGGAUUUUGAAUAAAUGGGAUUCUUACUAA
This is a messenger RNA of Sinocyclocheilus anshuiensis, 783 nucleotides long. RefSeq names its product protein bassoon-like. Bases 100 to 783 code for a protein of 227 amino acids. NCBI's taxonomy places the organism in Eukaryota, Metazoa, Chordata, Actinopteri, Cypriniformes, Cyprinidae. Gene Ontology annotation, molecular function: metal ion binding; structural constituent of presynaptic active zone. The transcript has 2 exons. Gene Ontology annotation, cellular component: axon; GABA-ergic synapse; cytoskeleton of presynaptic active zone. The record is from RefSeq and is a predicted model, not a curated record. Gene Ontology annotation, biological process: presynaptic active zone assembly; protein localization to synapse.